UCUGUUUUUGGGCCACCGGAAGAGCCUUCAAAAUAAUUCUUCCCUGGCGUGCGAACAAAAAUUGUUCCGGUUGACGCCACUUUUAGCAAAAAGUCGCGCGGAUCGAAUUGAUUUCCAAGCCAAAUCGCCCAGUCCGAUCAAGGCCUAUUUUUGUCCAACGAAUAGUUUGCAAGUCUCGCCGGACGUGUCGUCGUAGCGACAUAAGCACGUCAAAGUUGCUUGUAGCCGACUAGUGCCAGAGUCCAGUUUGACUUCUUUACAGGCAUUUUGUGACGCACCAAGUCACUACGUGGCUCGAGCUAACACUAUGCGUGAGAUUUGUCACUCCGACAAACUCCAUGAGUUAACGGUCGUCGCGUUCAAAAUGAGCUGUAGUGGCUAACUAAACAGCUAGCUUGCUAGUCAGUUAGCUGCCUUUAGCUUUGCGUUCGUGCGAAAGCUAGUAGUUUUUUUUUUUUUUUUUUUAAACUGCAUAUUAAAGGCGGGAUGUAUCAGAUUGAGGAUCCGGACGAGAAUACUCCUUUACUCCGGGACGACCCGAACAGUGAUGACGUUCGUGAUGACGAUUCCCAGAGCCGAUGGAGGUCCAUUCGGGUCAUGUAUUUCACUAUGUUUCUCAGCAGCGUGGGUUUCACCAUCGUUAUCACUUCACUGUGGCCGUACUUGCAAAAGUCUGACGACGGCGCCGACGCCACCUUCCUGGGCUGGGUGGUGGCGGCCUACAGCGUCGGCCAGAUGGCGGCCUCGCCCCUUUUCGGCCUGUGGUCCAAUCGGCGACCUCGCAGAGAGCCGCUCGUGUGCUCCAUCUUCAUCAACCUGUCGGCCAACAUCUACUACGCCUACGCUUCCCUACCCGCGACCGGGAACAAGUACCACAUACUCAUUUCUCGCGCCUUCGUGGGCUUCGGCGCAGGCAACGUCGCCGUGGUGAGGUCGUACGUCGCCGGGGCCACGUCGCUAAAGGAACGGACCAACGCGAUGGCCAACAUGAGCGCCUGUCAGGCCUUGGGGUUCAUCCUCGGACCAGCUCUUCAGGCCUGCUUGUCCUUCCUCGGGGAAGUGGGUUACACGGUGGAAUUCGUCCAGCUGAAACUCAACAUGUACACCGCUCCGGCUUUAUUGGCCGCCGUCUUGGGCGUCGUCAACAUUUUGCUGGUGGUGUCGGUACUCAGGGAGCACCGCGUCGACGACGACGGCAGACGCGUUCCGCCCAUCAACUACCUCUCGGAAGAUGAGGACAUGGCGGAGGAAACCGUCGACAGUUUGGCGGUCUUCACUUCAAACGUCCUCUUUUUUGUCGUCAUGUUCAUUUUCGCCGUUUUCGAGACGAUCGCCACGCCUUUGUCCAUGGAUAUGUUUGCGUGGACGAGGAGAGAAGCCGUUUUCUAUAACGGCGUCAUCAUCUGCUGCAUCGGAUUUGAAUCCAUCCUGGUCUUCCUGGCCGUCAAAGUGGCCGCUCAAAGGGUCGGGGAUCGUCCUGUGCUGCUGGCGGGUCUGGCGAUCAUAUUCUGCGGCUUCUUUGUCCUGCUGCCGUGGGGAAACAGUUACCCUAAAAUCCAGUGGGCAGACCUUCGAAACGACUCGUCGGUCGGUCGGACGUGGUCCAACGGCUCCUUCGAGCCCACGGGCUGUCCCUACGACCAGACCUGGUGUCAGUACACCCCCGCCGUCCACCUGGCUCAGUACAUCUCUUCGGACUUUCUCAUCGGAGUGGGUUAUCCGGCUUGCAACGUCAUGUCCUACACGCUCUAUUCCAAAAUCCUCGGACCCAAACCUCAGGGCGUGUACAUGGGCUGGCUGACGGCGUCGGGGAGCGGCGCGCGGACCCUGGGCCCCGUCUUCGUCUCCCACGUCUACACCCUCCUCGGGCCCCGCUGGGCUUUCGGCGUCAUCUGCGGCACGGUGGCGGCGGCCGUCGCCCUCCUCGCCGCCGUCUAUCGCAGACUCGUGGCUUUUUCCGUGCGGCACGGGAGGACCGUAGAAUGAAAAGGCGCUGGACCCAAAACUCCACUUUGAAAGCGACCGCGCGUCAUCCCGUUUUGAAUCCGGUGACUACGUAGCGCGGGUGUCAAAGUGCGACUGAUAGUCUGGGAAAAAUACAGUCCGCUUUAUUGGAUUGUAUUUAAACAAAUACUUUAGUUCCGUUACUGAUGCGUGAUGACACGUUUUACUCGAUUGCUUGAUGAAUGAACUGACUGAAUGAUGAUGUCACAUUCACUGGUUAAGAAAAUUUGUCUCAUUGAAUGACGGCAGUUUAGCUAAGGAAACUCUGAAUAUAUUUUGAAAUGUAUGUGGGCCCCAAUGAUCCUUUUUUUUAUGGUGAUGAACAGAUGCAAAGACAUUGCGUGUAUUGUUUGGCACCGCUCACGUAAAAAAAUGUCUAUAAAGGCAGAGCGGCCGGCAUAAUGUAACGUGCUGAAUUUUGGACAAACUUUUGCAUCGUACAGGAUGAAUAUUGGAAGAUAGUCAUUUUUUAUAUGUAAGUAUGCAGUUGAUUUACUGCAUGUCUGAAGUUUAUGAAAAAACAAACCAUUUCAAAUUGGUGGAAUGUAACAGUACUUUGUUACUGUAUUUACAUGUUUGUGUAUCUGUACUUGAGUACAAAUAUGCUGUAGUACUUUUUACUUCACUACAUGAUUUUACAGCACGUAACUUUUCACCUUGUCUCCCGCAUUCCAUGUUUUGUUUUGUUUUUUUGCCUCAUUUUGAAUUGCUAGUUUCGUUUGCGGGCCUCCGUUUCAUCGAUAACCCCGCCCCGUGCAGUCAUUGAGCACGAGAGGUAGCAAGCAAAAUAGCGCGGCGGGUUGACCAAUUCAAACCGGCAGUGAAAGGAGCGCACCUUUAGAUGGAUUUUACACACGUUCGCACAGUAGGUGGCAGUAUGCACCUUGUACAGUAGUUGCAUCCAAUCUGUCAUUAAACUCAAUUUUGGGGGGGUUUUGAGCUUAAACUUCUGUUUCAAGGGCCUAGCCUUUGGUCUCAACAUUGGUAUGGGACGAUAUGGCAUCAACUGCAUGAAGACUUUUUGCUGGGGACGGGACAUUCUUAAUGAUCAAUGCAAAAUAAAUCUGCAUUGACUUUUACUAACUUUUAUGUGUAUUGCUUCAGCCUACGCUGUUUGAUUCAAAUAUUACUAAACCUUCCAGAAAAAAAUGUCCAGAUUUCAUGAGCAGCAUUUAAAUUGCAUUAUUUGAACAUCAAAUAAUAGACAUACACAAAUACAAGCUUGUUAAUAAUCUCUUAACUAUCCAGGAAUGCAGAAAAUAACAAUUGUCUUAAGACCACUCAACAUUGUCCCAAUAAAGAAAUGAAAAAUAACUUCUUUGUCAGGGAACAAUGGAGCUGUCCUUCAGGUAAAACACUAAUGCUUUUGUCCACAAGCACAGCCAAACUCUACAAAAAAAAAAAAAAGAAAGCUCCUGUGGGCUGCUUUAAGACCACAUAAAUAAGAUAAAGUAAAACUGGGGAGAAAGGGGUAAAACUGGGUUCACUACAUUUCUCACAGUUUAAUAACGUUAACAGUAAAAAACAUACAGGAGGACCCUUCUCUCUAAGCAGCUUCCUACUCGAGUUUUGCAAGUUGCAAGCUCAAAUAGUUUAAUGUUAUGAAAAAUGAUGCAGUUCGGACUUUCGAUAGCAAAAUUAGUGGUGCGGUCCCCACUUCCAUGACAUUGAGUGUCUUUUUAUAAUUUUUACAGUGGCAGCUGCUGCUGGUUGAAAAAAAACCAACCUAAUAUCCCUAAUAUUUCUAGUAUCUGAUGUCUGUGUGGGUGGGAGGUCAAGUCCUCAUCCGAUCAAAUAUGGAUUUAGGAGGAAAAACAAUGGUGAAAAGAGGUCCAUGUGUCUGAAGACAGAAUGAAAAUCAUUCACUUAAUAAUGGCUGGGUCAAUUACAACAAUUAAAACAUAUGGGAAGACAAUGUAAAUGGCCUAUUUAACGGAAGUCAUUAUAUAACACAAAUAAGGUUGCUUAAAAGUGGGUGGGGACAAUUUCGGCAUCCUGUAAAUUUGCUAGUGUUUUGUCCCUACCGUCCCCAUGCAAACCUACGCCCCUGUUCUGUGUGCCCCCCCCCCAAUUCUGCACAGUUUGAAAUAAAAUUGAGCAGUCAAUGAAAUUUAUGAUUCUUUGAAUAUUGGCUCAGAUCUGUGCGAGUUAUAUUUUUGCAUCGGGAGAAAAUACUUUUACUUUUUAAAGCAAGUACUUGAGUACAUUCUUUUUCUUAGUAAUUAUUUGCUCUGUACUUAAGUAAAAAAAAAAAGUUGCUACUUCGUCCAACACUUUUAAAAAGUGCACGCUCAGUCUGUUCCAUUGACCGGAACGAAUCCGACGCAACACCUCGGGGGUGAGUGUCAACUUCUAACUUUUUAUAGAAGCUAUUUUUUGGGACCCCAAAAUACUUUAUAUACAUUCAAGAUUGAGAAACAAUCGUAAAAUCACAAAAAAAUUAACAAAGUUGAAGAAAAUAGCUAAACUAGCCACAGCUUAGGCUUCGUGACGUCAUUAUUGAACCACCUGAUGUCAACACUGGAAACAGCUUUUUUUUUUUUUUUUUUUUUUUUUAACUUUGGUGCUUUCAAAGUUGCACGGCAGCAAUUAAGUCUUUCUUUGUGUAAAUGUGAAAAGAUUUAUCAAUGUGGAACGAUUUUUUUUCCAGUGUUGAAAUUUGGUGCUCCGGGCCUAGCGACGGCGGCUACAAUUUUCAUCUUGUUGAAUUGAUGCAUGAAGAAAGUAGCUAAACUUGCCCCGCUUCAGGCUUUGUGACAUCAUUAAUUAACCACCUGAUGCAAACACCGGAAACGGCUUUUUUCUUUUUUAAUGAAUUGAACAUAUGGCAGGCCUAUCCUUUUUUGUGUGGCCUUGGAAUUGUCUUUUUUUUUUUGGGGGGGGGGCAAAAAAUGGGUAGUCUUUUUCAGCUUGCUUGAUUCCAUCAAUAUUUUAUCAAUGAAUUAUUUUGUCAAAAUGGAGUGUUUAUCCAGCAUACGACGCUUCUGAUACGAACGUGACCCGGUCGGAAAUGUCCAAAAAUCAGGCAUGAAAAUCUCUCACCUUUCGGCGAAAUGCGCCGUUUUGAAGUCAAAAAGGAUGACCUACGUGAAUCGUGUAGAUCCGAGGAGAAUUUUUUUAAGGGGGGUGGGGGGGUGUAGGCAUGUGCCGGUUACCUUCACGGUUUACCAUGCUAUGAAAACGUGGCGGUUACAAAACCACUAAAAUUUUCCGUCAUACAGUAGUACGUAUUUGUUAUUUUUCAUGUGUCGAAAAUGCAGCCAGAAGUGGCUUGGCGCAGUGGCUGGCGCGGCAACGCUUACCCCUUUCCGUUUGAUGCUGCGUGUGUCAGUGACGCUAUUCCAGCAAACCCAAAAACAAACACUCCAAACACAAGGCGUAAAUUCUUCAAUUUAUUGAUCUCUCAAAUCGUGGUAACUGAAAUAUACCAAAUAAAUACAUUUAAAACCUUGUACAAUGGUAUUUUUCCCCGUGUGAGUAGCUUCAACAGUUAAGCUUCAUGAAAAAGUUCGCCAAAAACAAAACACACAUUUCCUUUCAAAUUCAAUACACAAAGUUAUUAAAAACUUACAAAGACGAAUGAUAGACAAGGCUUAGCUAGGAGAGCAACUUCAUUGAGGUUAAUCACAGCCGCUGAGAGAGAAACAAGUUUGUAUGCGGGGAGGGGAAAAAAAGAGCUUCAAAGAUCGCUAAUAGCAACAGAUGAGCUCGUCCUAAGCACAAAUUCACGUUCGCUGGACGAGGUGAGGUCUCACUCCCAAUUUUUUUUUAGAUGAAUGCAUUUGCCUGCAUAUUGAAUUUGGUGAGUAAUGGAUCGUUUUCAUAUUUUGCGGUAUGACAAAGUUACUGCCGUUCGUUGCAGCUUGCGUUGAACACUUCCAGAGCGUCCGGUGAAAAAAUAGAUCCCGUUAAGGUAGCGUCAAGCUUGUGUAUUUAACGGUAAUAUCAAAGCAGUGUUGUCAGUAAAGCGUUAUGUGAGUAAUGCGUAACUGUAAUCUGAUUAUUGUCUUUCAGUGAAGAACAAUCUAACGCGUUCAUUUUUCUAAAUCAGUAAUCUGAUUAAAAUUACUUUCCUUGAUGCCUGUGCGUUUCUAUUUUGAUAUUGCCCCAUAAUGUGUGUAGAAUGAAGAAUACUGUAGUCAUGGGAGCGACAUCACAUGUCACAUUUUCUAAUUGGGGAUGGAAAAAAAAAAAACGGGUCACGUGUAUUACCAUGAGUCGUGAGCCGUGAGCGCAGGGAGUUUGCGGCCAAACAACAUAGCCUUGCUACCUCGCCAGGAUGCAGUGAAAUAGGCAGGAGAUAUACUACAAACAGCUGCAUUUGCACACUGGAAACACAGCCAUUACUUCACAUUUUUGUCCAAUAAAGAUGACCAAAAUAUCUCCGUGCGCUGCGAACUUUAAAAGACUGUCGACCGCUAUAAGCAUCCAAUUCAAGUACCACUUGGAAUUACAGCACAACAGGUAACACGACAGCCAGGACUUUUUGAUACUGCUCAUGCUCAAUCCUCGGUUCAAGCUCAGUUGUUGUUGAUGGUUUUGAAAGCUUAGGUUUAAAGAAAUUCGAAAUAUCCAUCUUGCCUCCUCAGCUGUAGUUUUGGCUAAGCAAUGCAAACGGCUGUCUCUAAGGUGCUAUAGUCACAUGAUCUGUUCGAAAAAUAAUUUGGACCCAUUAUGAAAUACUUUGAAGGAUUCUUGUUCAUUUCAUUCAUUUUUGUUGUUUGUUUUAUUGCUCUAAAACUUUUAUAGACAACAUUUUAAUGGCCAUAUUCAAUGGUCUUUAUUUUAAAGGGGAAGUUCAGAAUUUUUUACAUUAGGAUUCAUCUUUGAGUUAGCCGGGGUUUAAUUAGUCGUUGGAGUUGAUUUGAACAAAUUCUGUGCAGUUUGCCAGUUAUUUGUUAGUUUCAGGACUCCGGAGAUGCUAAGCUAGCGCGAGUCAAUGGUGGUUGAAAUCAACUCCAACUAAUUAAACCCCAGCUAACUCGAAUAUUAAGCCUUAUGUGAAAAAUUGUCAAAUUCGCCACAUGUAGCACGUUUCGCCGAUGGAGGACAUUUUGGCAGAACGCCGGAACAUAUUUCCUCCACACCUUUCUCACCUUUUUAACCCCUGACCCAUUUUCAUGCCUGAAAAAUGAGCCAGGAAUUCCCGUCAAGAAUCCAUAUAUCAUUUGAAAGGGAGUCAGCGUUUAUUAGCGGAAGCAGAAAUUUUCCACGACAAAAUAGUUAGCACAUGGGUUGCCGGUGACCGAGCCGGACGUCCGAUCCAUUUAGACGGGGAACGAAUUUGCCUCGGUCCAAAUGGAGCGGACGUCCAUCGCCGUCAGCGGCGGGCAAACUAUCUUUGCGGGUCACGGACGCGUUACCGCAGGCAGACGUCGAACUUUGCCACGUGCCAAAGGUGAAGGCUUUCUGCGUAGCUUCCAGAAUUCCGUGAACCGACGCGACCGGCCGGUCGAACGAGGUCGCGUCGAGGUCGAGCGUCGCCACGCGCCGACUGUCCGGGGCGAGUAUGGCCCUUGGCCCGAGCCCACUUUUGGGAGCGUUUAAGCACAAGGGUUACGGCCGUCGUCGCCCGACCGACUUGGCGCAGAUUUGCCGUUUCGUUAUGUCCACAACUCAAAGUCCUCGGCCCAGAAUGUUUUGCCAGGUUUUUGAGCCGAAGGCCGACCCGAGUCAAUACUAGAGGUCGACGUUGCCGGCGGCGGGUUGAGGUCUCACGCUACGGCUCGCUUUGCAGAAAAGCAACCGUUUGACAUAUAAAUCAUACUUCCAGAGUUUUUCAGAAAUGAUUAAAGUAAAUCGCGUGCAUCCACUUUUUCAGGCUAUAACAAAUUUUCAAAAAAACAAAAUAUCCAGAAAUGAGAGGAUAUUUACCGCCCCCCCCCACAAUUUAAAAUACAAGAAUACUUUUCAUUGCUGAUUUCAAUCACCCCCCCCCCAAACGGUUGAGAUCUCGGAAUUCAGGUUGUCCACCAUAUCUUAUCUGUGAGUACUUUAGCCACUUUAAGAAGAGACCUCGCGUCACGUGUGCCUGCGUUAUCUUUGCGCGUCCGCGAAACCAGGCUAAAGUGUGCACGUUUGCAAACACGGAGUCCCAUUUUGAGUGAUCGGCGUGUUUAUAAAGCGGUCGCCACUCGCUCCCUAGCGUCCGUGCCGGAAAGUU
This is a messenger RNA of Corythoichthys intestinalis (scribbled pipefish), 8167 nucleotides long. RefSeq names its product major facilitator superfamily domain containing 8 (gene mfsd8). Gene Ontology annotation, biological process: transmembrane transport. Gene Ontology annotation, molecular function: transmembrane transporter activity. The record is from RefSeq and is a predicted model, not a curated record. Lineage: Eukaryota; Metazoa; Chordata; Actinopteri; Syngnathiformes; Syngnathidae. Bases 487 to 1986 code for a protein of 499 amino acids. The transcript is spliced from 11 exons. Gene Ontology annotation, cellular component: lysosomal membrane.